Molecule: messenger RNA, 4922 nt
Organism: Bursaphelenchus xylophilus (pine wood nematode)
Lineage: Eukaryota; Metazoa; Nematoda; Chromadorea; Rhabditida; Aphelenchoididae
Source: the annotation of a GenBank genome assembly
AUGCUGCCUGCAUGGGUGUUCAUCCUGUACUACAGCUACGGAGUGCCCUUGGUAGCGAUAUAUAUUGUAACACUGUGCGUUUUGAUCAACAAUCGUAAAGCCUACAAUUCGGCAUUCUAUCGAUUGAUUAUUAUUUUUGCUAUUAAUGUAAGUUGUUUUAAUGGCAGCUUCAAAAAGCGGAGUUGGGCGAUUGUGGAAAAAGAUGAUUGGGGAAACCGAAAAGUAUUAUUUUUCUUCGAUGUAAAUGUCGAAAUUAGGAUCAUCGAGGGUGCGGAUUUUGAAUAUGACGUUCGUUUUUUGAUAAAUAGUUACUUUUUCCUUGAGUAGUACUGUAAAGUAGUAAUUAUUUGAAUUUUUUUUAUAAAUACUCGAUUUUGGGGGUUGACAUUGCUGAUUUCGUAAAUCAUGUUAAUUUUUCCCAUAGUAAUAUUAAAUAGUAUAUACAUACUACAUAUAUGUAUCUAGUACGAGGUGAAAAUGUGGCCUUUAUGUGUUAGCAAUGCUGUUAUGGUGCCUAGUACCAUUAUUAUUAUCACCCCGUACUAUAUAUAGUAUUAGGUAGUACUGAAUAAUUACUAACCAAAGAAAAAAGUAAGGAUCAAAAAAAUGAAUUUUAUUUUCGAAAUCAGCACCAUGGAUUAUCCUAAUUUCGACACUUGCAUCAAAGAAAAAUAAUGCUUUUCAGCUUCCUUAAUCAUAAUUUUCCCGAAUCGUCCCAGUUCCGCAAGAAGAGGGGUUUGUUAAAGAUUAUUCCAGUUUUAGGACCUACUCUCCUACAUCAACGCCCAAUUCAUUCUUAGAGCACCGCUUUCUUCGCUUUUUUACAGUCUUGUCUUUUCGAAAAUAGAGGACGGCGUAACAUGGUACCCGGUUGUCUUCCUUUUCCUUCGCGUCUCCGCCGAACUCCUCUCUUUCUUGGGAACAACCCUGAUGGCUCUGAAUCGGCUCACUUCCCUUCUACUUCCAUUCCAGCACAAUUAUUUAUGGAAAACGUACUUGAAUCCAGUUAUCUUGGUCUGCUAUUUACUUCCGUUCGCCGCUUACGGGUACAUUCUGUUCAACAAAGCGGUGCUACUGUGUGGGAAAGGGAAAAGUGGCGAAGUGACUGCUUGUUUCGUGAAUUACGAUCACUCGUUCACUUAUUUUGGGGUAGGUAAUUUUGUUGUUAAAAUUUUAACCUACAGUUUGCUGUAGACAUUGCAUAUUGUAUAUUAUAUAGGCAAUACAGUGGGGGAACUGAUCCAGUGGCAAAAACGUACCAUUUUGCAUCCGGGAAGUAUCAAAAAUGUGGCAAAAUGCUUCCCUCGCCAAGUGAAAAAACUUCGAUUUCAAAAGCGCCCUUCAAAACAAUGUUUUUUCACUUGGAGAGGGAAGCAUUUUGCGACAUUUCUGAUGCUUCCCGAAUGCGAAAUGGUACGUUUUUUUGACACUGGAUCGGGUCCGUCAAUGUAUCUUCCAGCUGUCGGUCAACAAGGUCAACAGGGUACUCUUGGUCGUCAUUCCAUUGAUUACUGGAGCCAUGAACAUAACAGCAGUUUGUCUACUGUAUCUUCGCAAAAAAUCACUAAAAACAAGUAAAGAGUGGAGUAGAGAGAUCAACUUUACAAUAUGCUCCGUCGCCAUAUUCCUGGCCCAUCUUAAUUAUGGAAUUCAAACCGUAAGAAGUGUAGAAAUGUAGACCUCCCAAAUAUGUACUCCUUUCCAGAAUUUGGUUAUGGUCAAGAUGGAUGUGGAUGAAGCGACGCGAUUUGCGUACGGCCUCGGCAUCGGGAUUCCAAUCAUAUACGACGUAACCAUGUUCAUUUCAGUAUGCUCGCUUUUAAUACCAUCAAAAAGUUUGAGAAGAGAGGUCGCCGGUGUCAUCGGAAUUCUUUGGAAACGAGCAACCACACAGAACGAUAUGCUGUUUACUGUGACAUCUAGUAGGCAAAUAAACUAAUUUAUUUUAAUAAUUUUUAUAAUAAUUAAAACACCAAAAGAAAAUUUAUUCUGACCAGGCUUUCCAGACAUUUAAAAUUUAUGUUUUUUAUAUACAUGGUGAGCCAAAAAAAGUGGACAUUAAUUUUUUCCUCAAUUUUCCCUGCUAUUAAACAGUUUGUAAAAAGAAGGUGUAUAUGGCAUGAAAGUACUAUGUUAAGGGAACGUAUUUACCGUAGAAUUUUUACUCUACCUGCAAAAGUUUCAAACACACGGUUGCAGGAGUGUGUCGGGUGAGCGCGCCAAUUCCUGCGGUAAAAUUUCAAAAGUUUUUGCUCCUAAUUUUUUUUGAGCGGCUCCAGAGACAUACUAAGCAAAGCGAUUAUUGGUCAUUCAUAAUAUUUUGCAACGCCGGGCGUUUUGAUUAACAAUAGAAAAGCUUGCAGUUCUAUAUAUUCUAUCAAUUAAUCAUUAUUUUUACAGCUGACGUAAGUUUUUAGAUUGCAUUGCGAAAAAAGGCUUUUCAAUUUUUCGCCUUUGGUAAGUUUAAGUGCAUAAAAUUACAUAUAAAUAAUACAUAUAACUUUGACAAAGGCUGAAUUAUUUCAUUUGCAGGCCUUUUGCGAUAAAAAAUUUCAGCCAUUAAACGUUGCGAAAUACAGCGUAACCUUUAAAAUGCCUUUCUAACUUACAUCGUCCUAUUCGUGAGCACAUGGUCACCUUAAAGUUCGUUUAUUUCGUAGAAUGUCGAAUAUGCCGUAAUUUCUUUCAAAAUAGAAACACCUGUUUCGGUUGGACACCCCGUAAGUCGUCUGCAAAUUGAGUAAAUGUUCCCGUUCUGGGCCUUUAUUGUGUUUUAUGGUUACGAAUUACCGCUAGUCACUAUAUAUUCUCUAAUAAUAUUCGUUUUGAUUAAGAAACGGAAAGUUUUCCAUUCACAAUUUUACAAACUGAUUAUAAUUUUUGGGAUAAAUGUAAGUCAGUUGGCGCUAUUGCUGACAAGAUUUAUUUAAUUUGAGCAUGACUAGACUUGGCUGCCGGGCUGGGCCGGCCCGGGCCGGUGUUCGGGCCGGGCCGGGCCAAAGCAAAAUUGAAACGGGCCGGGCCGACCUGUUCCGGCCCGCGGGCCGGGCCGGCCCGGCAAAAUUAAAAUUCUGAGUUUCAAAGCGAAAAGUUGGGUUGCCAAUAAAAUUAAAACGCAAAGCCAAGAAUGGGGUCUAUAUUUUUCAUACAGUAAGCAUAAUUUUAUAAAAAUAAAGCACGGAAGUACUCAAAAAUGGCUACUAAUAAGUAGUUUUACUAGUAAACUCUAUUAAGUACUAAUGGAUAUUAGUGCUUUUAGUAAUUUUUUGAACAAAAACUCAAAAUAAAUGUAACCGACAUCCUUAAAAACACAAUUAAGAAGUCGUGUGAAGCAACACUAUCAUCUUGAAGUUGAAAACCUUGUUAAACGUGGUUCCACCUUUGCUGAAUCUGUAAAAUUGAUCUUGGGGCAAUUUUUAACAGUCUUAAAACGGAUCUCGGGAAUUUUUUGAUUAAUUUUAAAAAGGCAAUGCGUUGGCAAGUAAUUUUUUGCUUUAAAAAUAUACUGUUAGUUGUUAUAGUAAAGAAAAAUAUGUCACAUCUAAUAGCGAAUUAAGGUUUUUUACUUUUACUCAAUUUUCGGGCCGGCCCGGGCCGGCCCGAGAGCCAAGUCUAAGCAUGACUAAGGGCUGGAUCAUUCGCGUAUUUCUUUAUUUUUAGGACCUCAUUCAGUACGCUGACGGUCAGUUCUUCCUCCGCGGACCCGUCAGCCCGUUCUGGUACAACCAUGUGUUUUCAAAGAUUGAAAACGGUGUUACCUGGUAUCCGGUGUUCUUUCUUUUCUUGCGCGUAUCGCUUGAACUCGUAGCUCUGUUUGGAUCAAUUCUGAUGGCCUUUAACCGAGUCACAUCCAUUCUCUUGCCCUUAAAUCAUGAGCGAUUGUGGAAGAAAUUUUUGUUUCCACUUGUUGCAAUGUGUUAUGCUUGUCCGUGUGUUUUGUACGGCUUUGUUUUGUUCAACAAGGCAGUGAUGGUGUGUGGGACCAAAGACGGCGAGAUUGUCGCAUGCUUCGUGAACUAUGACCAUACCUUCACCUAUUUUGGGGUGAGCGCAGUUUCUUCAGACAGGGGAAGUGCUCCAAGUGCGACGCACGUCAAACUGAGAUAAGAUAAACCGGUCCGGUGAACGGAUUAGCAAUUCGCCGACAGAGACGCGAAAAAACCUUUAGUCGGAGAAGAAAUGGGGAAUUUUUAGGACGAGAGAGUACGUUUUUGCGCGUCUUUUCUCUGACUUCUCUGUGAAAUCAAGACGAAGUGCAAAAAACCGAUAGCGGAGAGUCUAUUUCGGUUACCAGACUCCUCAGUUUGACGUGCGACGCUCAGAUUUUUGUGAAAGCACAAAUCCAGGGAUUUUGGCUUAAAAACUUUCAUACCGUUUUCAAUGUACAGUAGAGGGUAAUGGUUCCACUGAAAAUAUUUUUUUCCGCUCAAAACUGGCAAAUAUAUCUUCAAAAAGUGUUUUUCUUUCUGACCGCUCUCGGCGUUCUGCGUACUCUCUCUGCACACGUUGAAUAUCUCGGCUGUCCCUGAAAAGCGCGAGCUGAAACUUUCAGCAAUUGAUACUUGGCCUAUGACUCAGGUGUGUGCAAAGUUGAAUAAAAAUCUAAGCGUCGCACUUGAAGGCCUUCUUUUGUAAGCAUAAUCCGUCCCUUCUGCAUCUUUCAUACCUUGGCCGUUUUCUUUCAGCUAACAAUCCGUAAAGUAGUCAGAAUCCUCUACGUCCUUCUUCCUGUAGUUGCCGGUGCCCUCAACGCUCUGGCUCUAACUUUGCUCUUCACCCGAAAAAAGCCGCUCAAAGAGAACCGACAAUGGCAGCGAGAGAUCCGCUUCACAAUCUUCUCCACGGUCCUGUUCAUCGACCAUCUUGGCUGCGGGAUUGCUGUGGCAAGUCAAGAGAGAUACAACGAACAUUUCAAAUCUUAA